Fukomys damarensis (Damara mole-rat) is the source of this 412-nucleotide messenger RNA. RefSeq names its product Krueppel-like factor 2. Gene Ontology annotation, molecular function: DNA-binding transcription factor activity, RNA polymerase II-specific; RNA polymerase II cis-regulatory region sequence-specific DNA binding. The annotation marks the transcript as partial. The record is from RefSeq and is a predicted model, not a curated record. NCBI's taxonomy places the organism in Eukaryota, Metazoa, Chordata, Mammalia, Rodentia, Bathyergidae. The transcript has a single exon. Gene Ontology annotation, biological process: regulation of transcription by RNA polymerase II.
UGCGGCUACGCGGGCUGCGGCAAGACCUACACGAAGAGCUCGCACCUCAAGGCGCACCUGCGCACCCACACCGGCGAGAAGCCCUACCGCUGCGACUGGGACGGCUGCGAGUGGAAGUUCGCCCGCUCCGACGAGCUGACCCGGCACUACCGCAAGCACACGGGCCUGCGCCCCUUCCGGUGCCCGCAGUGCGACCGCGCCUUCUCCAGGUCGGACCACCUGGCCUUGCACACGAAGCGGCACUUUUAACCUCCGUGGACACGACCGGGACCGAACCUUUCACACCGUCCUCCACAGGGGAGGAGCCCGGCGGGCAGGUACUGCAGUCCUGGCCGAGUUCCCAGCAGGUCAGCUUGUGGGUGGAUAAUCGGGAGAAAGGAGAGAUCCAAAAGACAAAAAAAAAAAAAAAAAA